Messenger RNA from Meyerozyma guilliermondii ATCC 6260, 1158 nucleotides. RefSeq lists its product as uncharacterized. The record is from RefSeq and is a predicted model, not a curated record. Lineage: Eukaryota; Fungi; Ascomycota; Pichiomycetes; Serinales; Debaryomycetaceae. Bases 1 to 1158 code for a protein of 385 amino acids. The transcript has a single exon.
AUGGUCACCGCCAAAUUUGUAUGGAAGCUCGUGACGGUGCCAGCGGUAAUAUUGCGUACAAUUGUACAAUACUUCACUACAGGAACCGUGUAUUCCAGAACAAGCUCCGAGUUCACCGAUUCCUUAUUUAAGAAUGUCCAUAUGUCUGUGAUAUAUCAUCUUUCCGGGGCCAUAGCAAAGGAGAAUUGUAGACAGUUUGUUUAUACCAAGAUGACCAAGUUUGUAGACAAGUAUGCCGACAAUGCUAUGGUGAAGAAUGUGCUUAAAGGUUACGGAGUUGCAUACGGCAAGCACUCGCGAUGGAUAGUGAAAAAUAAUGGUCCCAAUGUGGUUGUGUUUCUUCAUGGAGGAGGAUACAUGCUCAAUGUGUUCGAAUCACAAUAUGUGCAAUUGUUGGCAUUGUACCAUGCUUUGCCUCGUCAUGUUCAAGACAACUUGUCGAUUGUGAUAAUCGAGUAUUCUUUGACGAUACACGAGCACACCUACCCUACGCAAAUCCAUGAGACGUUGGAAUUGUACUCGCAAUUGGUAUCUGAUGGGUACAAUGAAAUCACGCUUAUGGGAGGUUCUGCUGGAGGAAAUUUGGCACUUGCAAUCAGUCGGUUCAUCGCUUAUCCAGAAGAAGCCGCUGGUCAUUUUCUGCAAUUUAAGCAAUUCGAUUUCAAUUUUGGACCUUUGCCUCAACCCAAGGCACUUCUCUUGCUGUCGCCUUGGGUGCAACCAGCAACUGCUAACCCAGUUCCUACCAAAUACGGAAUCGAUGUCACUGGAGAUUUGGGUUCCAGAGACACUUAUAUGGGAGACUGUUACCUUGGUGGUGUUUCCAAAGAGGCUACUAUUCCGUGGGUAACCUUCACCGAGACGAAUUUCCAGCAACACUGGGCAAAAGUAGAGCCUAUAGUUACCAACGGUCGUACCUUGAUAAUCUGCGGAGAACGAGAAGUACUCCGAGCCGGCAUUGAAAAAUUCGUGGAUAUCGUCAACGACGGCGGAAACGUCGAGUAUGUUUUGGAGAAGGGUGGGGUGCACGACUGCUUGGCCUACGUGGAGAGUUUGGACUACUUGGGCAAAAAGGGCAGUGAGAAGGCACUUCGAGGAGAUUUCAAUGACAAGUUUUGUUUCAACCAAAUCACCAAGUAUUUGGAUCUUCUUGUAUAG